AUGAGAAUCGUUAUUAUCGGGGCUGGCAUCAGCGGAUGCGCAGUGUAUCUUGAGCUGAAGAAGCACCUCAAGGGAGCCCCAGACAUCACCAUCUACGAAGCGUACGAUACUGCCAGGGAUACCACUGCUGAAAAGCGAGGGCAAGACCCAACCCAUUCUUCAACUCUCAUUGUUGGUGGUGGACUCGCCAUCGCGCCAAACGGGCUCGGUGUCCUGCGACGUCUGGACGACGACCUCCUCUGCGACAUCACGCGAAAUGGCUACGUUACGUCUCACUCCAAUUUGAAGGACAAAAACGGCAACGUUCUGAUGCGCAUGGGGCCCGGCCUCGUGUCGGAUAUGUUUUCCGUUGCAUGCAGCCGCCAUUCGCUUUGGAGGUGUCUUCGUGAUCGCAUUCCGGAUGAUCACAUCGUCAACAAGCGCGUGUUGAAUGUGACUGCCAAUCUGCAGGGGAAGAACAUUGUUCGCUUUGUCGAUGGCAGCGACUCUGUUGAAGCCGACCUUGUCAUUGGAGCCGACGGCGUCCGGUCCAUUGCCAAAGAAGCUCUCUUCCCAGAUGCUAAAGACAAUCCGUACCCCCCAAAAUAUGAGGGCCUUGUUGGCAUCGGGGGUUUUGUGUCAGCCGACGAUGUCAGGGAAAGCGUCGACAAGGGGUCCAUCAACUUUGUGUUCAGCGGUAGUGGCUUCUUUGGCUACUUCUUCUCGGAAAGUUCUCCAUCGGAUUCUAAACGUGAUUCCCCUUCUCAUGUAUGCGAGCCGGGCGAUUCCCUCGCCUGGUGGUCAACCUAUGAGAUCAAGGAAUGCCCCGACCCCAAGUCUCUGGAUAUGGAUGACGUUAUGCGCCAACUGCGCGAAAGGCAUGGCCAGUGGAAGGAUCCAGUGGUACAAAGCGUCCUCAAGUCCGCUCAUAUCCAGAACAUGUAUCCAACCUGGACGUCACCGGAGCUUCCGACAUGGGAGCGCGACGGAGUUGUUCUGCUGGGAGAUGCUGCACAUACACUUCCACCCACUUCAGGCCAGGGCGCAUCCCAAGCCCUCGAAGAUUGCGAGGCGUUUACGCUUUUCUUGGCUCAUAGCCUUGAUGACAUAAGUGAGCAGGAUGACUCCUCGAACCUUGCAUCGAUCAAGCAAGCCAUCAACAAAGCGGCCAGGCAGUACAUGGACCUCCGUCAACCUCGAGUUAGGCAGAUUCUCAAAGCCGCACAGAAGAUGCAAAGCUCCAAGCGGACAAUGGGAGCUAUUCAAGAGUAUGCAAUGUACACGUUCAUGAAGGUCAUCGGCUUCUUUCCUAGUAUUGCAACAAAACCGACUCGGGCGGUGAUUGAGUACAACGUUGCCGAGGAAGUCGCUCGAGUUCUUGGUGCUGAGAGCUAA
Fusarium vanettenii 77-13-4 is the source of this 1374-nucleotide messenger RNA. RefSeq lists its product as uncharacterized. The coding region runs from base 1 to 1374 and encodes 457 amino acids. The record is from RefSeq and is a predicted model, not a curated record. The transcript is spliced from 3 exons. Gene Ontology annotation, molecular function: FAD binding; monooxygenase activity. Lineage: Eukaryota; Fungi; Ascomycota; Sordariomycetes; Hypocreales; Nectriaceae.